Sinocyclocheilus anshuiensis is the source of this 1287-nucleotide messenger RNA. Its product is annotated as zinc finger protein 609-like. The record is from RefSeq and is a predicted model, not a curated record. Gene Ontology annotation, cellular component: nucleus. The transcript has 3 exons. NCBI's taxonomy places the organism in Eukaryota, Metazoa, Chordata, Actinopteri, Cypriniformes, Cyprinidae. Gene Ontology annotation, biological process: regulation of transcription by RNA polymerase II. The coding region runs from base 486 to 1271 and encodes 261 amino acids.
UACUGAAAGGAGCUAGGGUUCUAGGACUCAACUCAAGAGAGAAAAAAAAUGAAUGAAUACGUGAAAAUGGACGUGCCGAGAUGUUGGAUUUAUCGUCCUGGAGUUUAAGAAAGACGUAUUUGAAGAACGCUUUGAGAUUUAGAUCCUGCGAUGCCAGUUUCAAGGCAGUGUUUCCAUUUCUGAACGGGAUCUUUAGGAGUGUGAUGGCUGCUGGCCUUCCCUAUCUCUAGUUGCUGGAUGUGUUGGAAAGUGCACUGCUUUGGGAGCGUUUUUGGAAUUCCGUACGCAAAUCCAGAGGCAUUUCCACCUUUCUCUAUGGAAUGUACAUAAGUAUUCUCUGGAUAGGGGUUCGCGUGUUGGGGCAAAAUGUGGGUGACUGGGAAGUUGACAUCAAUACGUUGAGGCUACUGUUCUCCUUCUCCCCACACCCUGGCAGUCUGAGGAAUCAGACGUUACUGUGACAAACCUGGGCCGCUGGCACUAAAAUGUCCCUAAGUGGUGGCACUGCAGGCGGGAAAGGUGUGGACUCGAAUGCGGUGGACACUUACGACAGCGGUGAUGAGUGGGAUAUCGGGGUUGGAAAUCUGAUUAUCGACCUUGACGCUGACCUAGAGAAGGACAAACUUGAGAUGUCUGGCACCAAGGACGGAGGAGGAAUGGCAGCUCCACCUAGCGCAGUAGCGGCUCUGCCAGACAAUAUCAAGUUUGUGAGCCCGGUGAGCGCCCCUCAGGGCAAAGAGAGCAAAUCGAAAUCGAAACGCAACAAAAAUUCUAAAGACAAUAGCAGCAAGACUCCAUCUGCAGAUGGAGCAAAAAAGGACCAUCAGGGACGGACCCAAGGGGAGGUUACUGGUGCGACAGGUAGUUCAGGAGGCGGCACCUCUGCUCCUGGCAAAGGCGUCGAGAAGGGCGCCAAGGCCUCACGCAGCGUGCCCAACAGCAAAAAGGAGAAGGAAGUAUCAAGCGGGAAAAACAAGAAAGAAAAAAGCGAAAGCGGACCAGUUGCAGUCGUGGCAAUUGAGAAGGAGAUAGUAGCAAACGCUCAGGCGUUUGGAAGCACACGCAACACGCCCUUUGAUAGUACGCAAAAUGCAGACAUGGCUGUGACAGAGCAGCUUGGGAAUAACGCUCUGGAAACUGUUGGAAUUGUCUCUCCGUUAGCUAUUAAAUCAGAGCCAGAGGAGCUUGACGGGGAAUGCAGAGCUUUGAAGAAGGUGAAAAAUGAAAAGGGCAAAAUGUGGGUGACUGGGAAGUUGACAUCAAUACGUUGAGGCUACUGUUCUCCUU